AUGGCUACCCCUGAUCCAACAUGUCCAACACCAAUGAAGGCCACUUCCAAUGGGGCAUUUCAACAUGAAAAUCCUAUGGAUUUUGCACUUCCCUUAUUAAUUGUUCAAAUAUGUUUGGUGGUUGUUUUUACAAGAUUCAUUGCAUUUCUUUGCAAGCCUCUUAGACAACCUAGAGUUAUUGCAGAAGUCAUUGGAGGAAUAUUACUAGGACCAUCAGCAAUUGGGAGGAACAAGAAAUUUCUAGAAAUAUUUUUCCCUAAUAAAAGCUUGACAGUUCUUGAAACACUAGCCAACAUUGGCCUACUAUUCUUCUUAUUUCUAGUAGGUCUUGAACUCGACAUGCGUUCGAUACGAAGAACUGGUUCUAAAUCCAUAUGCAUAGCCCUUGCUGGAAUCACAGUCCCAUUUCUACUUGGCAUUGGCACCUCACUUGUUCUUCGUGCCACGAUAUCCAAAGACGCUGAUCGAACUCCCUUCCUUGUUUUCAUGGGUGUUUCUCUUUCGAUUACCGCCUUUCCUGUCCUCGCUCGUAUCCUAGCUGAGCUCAAACUCCUCACGACUGAUGUCGGUCGUAUGGCAAUGUCAGCUGCUGCUGUCAAUGAUGUUGCAGCAUGGAUACUACUUGCUCUUGCUAUAGCUCUUUCAGGAUCCAAUUCUUCACCUCUUGUUUCCCUAUGGGUUCUACUUUGUGGAGUUGGUUUUGUCAUAUUUGUUAUUGUUGUUAUAAAGCCUUUACUUGCAUUGAUGGCAAAACGUUCGCCCGAGGGUGAACCUGUGAAGGAGAUUUACAUAUGCAUCACUUUGACACUUGUUUUGGGUUGUAGUUUUAUAACUGAUACUAUUGGAAUUCACGCGCUUUUCGGAGCUUUUGUAGCUGGAAUUGUUGUUCCUAAAGAUGGUCCUUUUGCUGCUGUUUUAACUGAGAAGAUUGAGGAUCUUGUUAUGAGUCUUUUGUUGCCACUUUAUUUUGUGUCUAGUGGAUUGAAGACUAAUGUUGCUACUAUUAGUGGAGCACUUUCUUGGGGAUUACUAAUUCUUGUUAUAUUCACUGCUUGCUUUGGUAAAGUUGUUGGUACUUUCACUGUUGCAUUGAUAUGUAAGGUUCCUUUUAGAGAAGCACUGACCCUUGGGUUUCUCAUGAACACUAAGGGUUUGGUGGAGCUCAUUGUUCUCAAUAUCGGCAAGGAUCGCAAGGUAUUGAAUGACCAAGCAUUUGCAAUAUGUGUUUUAAUGGCAUUGUUCACCACUUUCAUCACCACACCAAUAGUGAUGGCAGUGUAUAAACCAGCUCGGACAGGAUCGCCGUACAUGCAUAAAACAAUAUUGCGCAAAGAUCCAGACACAGAACUUCGAAUACUAGCUUGUUUCCACAGCACCUGCAACAUUCCUACCUUAAUCAAUCUAAUAGAAUCAUCAAGAGGAACACGAAAGCGAGGAAAGUUAUGCAUAUAUGCAAUGCAUUUGAUGGAACUCUCAGAAAGACCUUCAGCCAUAUCAAUGGUUCAUAAGGCAAGAAAUAAUGGUAUGCCCUUUUGGAACAAAAAACAACACGACAACAGCGAUCAAAUGGUAAUUGCAUUUCAAGCUUAUGGACAUCUCAGCAGUGUCAAUGUUCGUCCAAUGACAGCAAUUUCGUCUCUCAAUAACAUCCAUGAAGACAUUUGUUCAAGUGCUCACCAAAAGCGAGUCGCAAUGAUUCUACUUCCGUUCCACCAACACCAGCGUGUUGAUGGAAAUAUGGAGUCACUAGGCCAUUCAUUUCGCGUAAUGAACGGCCUUGUACUUAGCCACGCUCCUUGCUCGGUCGGAAUUUUGGUCGACCGCGGCCUUGGAGGGACUAGUCAAGUCCAUGCUAGUGAUGUAUCUUACAAUGUUGUUGUAGCAUUUUUUGGAGGAUGCGAUGAUCGCGAAGCCCUAGCAUACGGUAUGAGAAUGGCAGAACAUCCUGGAAUUAGACUCACAGUUAUAAAAUUUAUUACUCCCCCGGGGAUAACAUUAGCAUUUGGUGCUAAAUUGAUUGGUAUAACAGCUAACAAAGAUAGAAAAGAAAUAAAAAUUGCUAGUGGCACCUCCCCUGAUGAAGAUAAACAAGAGGAUGACCAAUUUUGGUCAGAGUUUUUAGGUGUUUGUUGUAAGAGUGAAGAGUCUAUAGUUUAUGAGGAAAGGUUGGUAGAAAGUAGAGAUGAUGUUGUAACAGUAUUGAGGGAAAGGAAUAAGAGCAAUCUGAUUUUAGCAGGUAGAAUGCCACCAGUGGUACCAUUGCUACAUGGAAGUGAUUGUGCUGAGCUUGGUCCUGUUGGAAGCUAUUUGGCUUCUUCUGAGUUUUCUACAUUUGCAUCAGUUAUAGUUUUUCAGCAAUAUGAUCCUAAAACAGAUAUUCAUCCAUUGGUGAUGGAGGUUUCGGAUUACUCUGACAUGCCAGACACACCAACACACGGCGUAUAG
This is a messenger RNA of Trifolium pratense (red clover), 2445 nucleotides long. RefSeq names its product cation/H(+) antiporter 19-like. The transcript has 3 exons. Gene Ontology annotation, biological process: proton transmembrane transport; regulation of pH. Gene Ontology annotation, cellular component: endomembrane system; membrane. Gene Ontology annotation, molecular function: antiporter activity. Bases 1 to 2445 code for a protein of 814 amino acids. The record is from RefSeq and is a predicted model, not a curated record. Lineage: Eukaryota; Viridiplantae; Streptophyta; Magnoliopsida; Fabales; Fabaceae.